Molecule: messenger RNA, 844 nt
Organism: Triticum urartu
Lineage: Eukaryota; Viridiplantae; Streptophyta; Magnoliopsida; Poales; Poaceae
Source: RefSeq, a predicted model, not a curated record
UUCAGGCCGGGAUAAAGGCGAGCCCAAGCACCAUGGCCACCGGCAUCAAGGUCCUGAGUCUGAAUGUGCGUUUCGGAAACCACACGGAUGCCAAGAUGGUUCCCUCCUUCCUCGGAUGCUUUCCCAAUUUGGAGGCACUCCACAUUAUUUCUGAAAAAUGUGAUCAUCAAGCUGGCAGUGCCAGGAUGAACCUCAACUUCUGGAAGCAGGCCAAGCCCACCGAAAGCGUCAAGUCGUGUAUCAAGGUGUUCUCUUACAGAGAAUUCCGAGGGGAGCUUGGGGAGGUUUCCUUCCUCAAGUUCUUCUUCCGGAACACGAGGGUGCUGAGGACUGCGUCCAUCUCCAUGGCUAACCAGAGCUUCACGACAUUCUCGAUGGAUGAGGCGACUCGUAAAGCGCAGGAAGCUUCUAACAACAUGGCCAGCAGGUCCUGCGAAAUGGUGCUUCUCGGGAGCACAGGUCCUGAAGGAGGUAGCCCCUGGAGCUUCAAGAGAGGGACGGUUUACUCCUUUGAUGACCCUUUCUCAGCGGUGCAGAUCCGCAACAUAGCUUAAUAUCUGUAUUUGCUUCUUUUGGUACCUGAUUUUGGUGGUACUUACAUUGCAGACUUUGUGUUAAAUUCGUUGUCUGAUCUUUGAUGAGAAUCAGAAAUACUAUGGACUGAUGAUAGCUUGGUUGCCUCUUUCCUGUAGUAUAUGCUCCUUGCAACUUUUUGAUUGUGGCAGCAUGUUUUAACUGUAUUUUGUGGAUCAUGUCGUCCUGAUCGCCAUGCAGAUCAAUUAUCAUCAGAACUCUAUGGUCUUUAGGCAUGUAUUGUUUUGAUUAUAUAUGUCCUUGAACUUCA